AUGCAGGUGCUGCGCGGUCUGGUGUGGCUGAGCAGGAUGCUCGGCUGGGAGCCGGCAGAGAUGGCCUCCCGCACCCCCUUGUCCAAUUACUCUAAAAUUGCUGCUGAUCGAACGCUUACCAUCUCUUCUGGCUCUGAGAGUAAGGUGGGUCAUAACAAAAGGAGAAUACAAAGGAACAUCAAGCCAAAUGUCACCAAAGGACGCGGAUGCAAGCGAAUCCGGGGUAGGCCCUCCAAGAGGGAGCCUAAGACCUCCCGGUCCACACUGGUGACUCUGCGGGCUGGUCAGGAGGAAGAGGAAGAUGAUGCUGAGGAGUUUGACUUCACCAAGGGAGAGACCUGUCAUCUUGCGCCGGAGGAAGUCAACAAGGCUCCCGUGUUCGUGCCCUUGGGUCUCAGAUCUCCCGAACCUGUUUCUGCGCAGAUUGAGGAAACGAUGGAGGAGUUUGAGAUUACCGUGAAUGUUCCAGACAUGGAGUGCAUCGUGGUUGUUGAACCUCAGCUCCCGAACACAGAUGUGACAGCUCAGGAAAUGAAACAAGAGGAAAAUGCGAAUGCGCCAUCACUUGUAAGCCUUCAAUUCAAUGACUUCUUUUUAAAAUUUCCGUUUGCUUUCAAAUGCCUGGACGCUUAUACAAACACUUUGUAGCCGACUUCUGUCAUGUGUGGAGUUGUUCAUGAGAAUAGUAAAAACUACUCAUCUACGCA
Messenger RNA from Ochotona princeps (American pika), 707 nucleotides. RefSeq names its product transcription factor TFIIIB component B'' homolog. The record is from RefSeq and is a predicted model, not a curated record. Bases 1 to 648 code for a protein of 215 amino acids. NCBI's taxonomy places the organism in Eukaryota, Metazoa, Chordata, Mammalia, Lagomorpha, Ochotonidae. The transcript is spliced from 3 exons.